AUGGGUAAACCAACAAAGGAAGUUAAAGAUAAGAAAGGUACCAAGAAGGUUGCUGACUCAAAAUCAAAGGUUUCAAAACCAAAGAAAGAAUCAAAGAAAGAUGCUAAAAAAGCUGAAGCUGCUUUAAAAGAAGCUGAAGCUAAGAGAAUUGCUGAAGAAGAAGCUAAAAAGAAAGAAGAAUCAAGUGAUUCAGACUCAUCAUCAGAUUCAGACUCAUCAUCAGAUUCAGAUUCAUCAUCAGAUUCAGACUCAUCAUCAGACUCAGACUCAUCAGAUUCAGACUCAGAUUCAGAUGAAGAAGUUAAAGACGCUGAAGAACCAAAGAAAGAAGCCAAAAAAGAAGAAUCAAGUGAUUCAGACUCAUCAUCAGAUUCAGACUCAGAUUCAGACUCAUCAGAUGAUGAAGAACCAAAGAAAGAAGCUAAAAAAGAAGAAUCAUCAGAUUCCGAUUCAUCAGAUUCAGACUCAGACUCAGACUCUUCAGAUGAUGAAGAAGAAAAGAAAGAAACCAAAAAAGAAUCAAGUGAUUCAGACUCUUCUGAUUCCGAUUCAUCAUCUUCAUCAGAUUCAGAUUCUUCAGACUCAGACUCAGACUCAUCAGAUGAAGAAGAAGAAAAGAAAGAAGUUGAAGAACCAUCAAAGAAACGUAAAGUUGAAGAGGAAGCUGCUCCAGCUAAAAAACAAAAAGUUGAUGAAGAACCAGCUACUUUAUUCGUUGGUAGAUUAUCAUGGAGUAUUGAUGAUGAAUGGUUAAAACGUGAAUUUGAACCAUUAGGUGGUGUUAUUAGUGCUAGAGUUAUUUUCGAAAGAGCUACUGGUAAAUCAAGAGGUUACGGUUACGUUGAUUUCGAUAGUAAAAGUGCUGCUGAAAAAGCUUUGAAAGAAUAUCAAGGUCGUGAAAUUGAUGGUAGACCAAUCAACUUAGAUAUGUCAACUGGUAAACCACAUGCUUCAAACAACAGAUCAAAUGACAGAGCUUCAAAAUUCGGUGAUACUCCAUCAGCUCCAUCUGAUACUUUAUUCUUAGGUAACUUAUCAUUCAAUGCUAACAGAGAUAACUUAUCAGAAGUCUUCUCUGAAUAUGGUUCAAUUGUUUCAGUUAGAAUCCCAACUCAUCCAGAUACCGAACAACCAAAAGGUUUCGGUUAUGUUCAAUAUGGUUCAGUUGAUGAAGCUAAAGCUGCUCUUGAAGCCUUAAAUGGUGAAUACAUUGAAGGUAGACCAGUUCGUUUAGAUUUCUCAGCUCCAAGAGACAACAGUAACAGAUCAUUUGGUGGUGAUAGAAAAUCAUUCGGUGGUGACAGAAAAUCAUUUGGUGGUAGAGAAAGAAAAUCAUUCACUCCAACUGGUGCUAACAGUUCUUCAGUUUCUGAAUUCAAAGGUACCAAAAAAACUUUUGAUUAA
Molecule: messenger RNA, 1404 nt
Organism: Hansenula ciferrii
Lineage: Eukaryota; Fungi; Ascomycota; Saccharomycetes; Phaffomycetales; Wickerhamomycetaceae
Gene: NSR1
Product: Nsr1p
Exons: 1
Coding region: 1-1404 (467 amino acids)
Molecular function (GO): mRNA binding
Source: RefSeq, a predicted model, not a curated record